UUUAUAUAUCACGACGAUGUCAUCACAUUUGCAACGCAUUAAAUCCACUUAGUUGUUGUUAUUCGUCGAAGUAGUAGAAGUAGUAGGCGUUAGGCGUUAGGCGUAGUUAAAGGUUGUAGUAGAGGACAACCUAUAACGAAAACGUUACCAAAAAAAAAAAAUAAAAUAAAAUUACGAAAAUAACAAUAAACUAAAUCCGAACAAAAAGGAUAAAAACUUUAUGCUUACAAACUAUUUUGUUAGUGUAAUGGAAAAUUUCGUCAGUACUAAUGCUAAUGCAAGGAUAAUAAAUUACAAAUGAACAGUGUUAAUUGAAAUAACAGUGAAAAUAUUUUUUUAAUUUCGAAAACAAAGUGCAAUAACAAAAAAAAAUUAAACCUUUAUAUUAAAGGAACUAAAACAAAAAUAAAGGAAAAAAACAUAAAUUAAUUAACAAAAAAAUAAACAAAAGUGAAAACAGUAAUAAUUAAUUAAAUUACCAAAAACUAAGCUUAAGUUUAAAUUUUAUCCAAAAAAUACUAAACAUAGAGGCAAGAUGAAGACAACACUGGUAUUUCUGUGUGCUUUUGUGUCUACAAUUGCCCUAGCAGUGCGCGCUACUCCUGCCAUCAGUUCUAACGAAAACGCGAUUCCCGCCAUUAAUCGUAAUCAAUUGGAGGAGGGCUUUCUAAGAAAAUUGAAUAUAAAAUGUAGUCAAAGAGAUAAUCACUCAUGUAUGAUGUUGAAAUUAAUUGUCUACAUGAAUCGAAUAUUUAAAAAAUCAUCUAUAGAAGUGAAUAAGAAAGUUACAGUAACCCAAAAUCGUGAUAUUGAUGACAUACCAAAUGAUCCGGAUGACGAUAUAUUAUUGGCCCGUUCGAUAGAUUCAGACGAUGAAACUUUAGGUUUAAUAGUGGCUAAUAAACUGUGGAAAUUUAUAAGAUCACGCACAUUACGUUACAAAUUUAGUGAUAAUGCUGAUUUUGUUGUGAAUACGGAACCAAAGGGUAAUUUAAAUUUAGGUGUUUCCAUUAGUCCGGUGGAGGCCUUGGAAGAGGGUCGCGGUAAAAUGAAAAAUUUAGCUCCGAUUUUAUUAUUGAUGGCCGGCAAGGCAGGUCUAGUGGGUGCCGUUCUACUAAAGGGUCUGUUCCUGUUGGCCGGUAAGGCAUUAAUUGUUUCCAAAAUAGCUUUACUACUGUCGGUUAUAAUUGCCUUGAAAAAGCUAUUAUCACAGAAAAAGCACAUUGUAGAGGUACCGCAUCAUGAUAGCUACUCUAGCAGUGGUUGGGCUCGUGCUUUAGAUGGUUUUAUUGAAGGCAUAGCCGAAGUGCCAGCAAAAAUAUUAGCCGAAGAGGCUCAUGAUAUGGCAUUUAAUGGUCAGAAACCGGAGGAAUUAUAAAACUAAUUUAUACGUUAUGGUGUAGAUAUAAAGAGUACUUAUUUAUUCUUUUAUUAUUAUUUAAUUUUAUCUUUUUUUAAGUGUAAUAUUUGCAAUUUUUUUUUUUUUGUUUUUUUUUCCAAGUUUUUUUUUUUAAUUUUAGGUCUUUGGGAUA
Messenger RNA from Lucilia cuprina (Australian sheep blowfly), 1532 nucleotides. RefSeq lists its product as uncharacterized. The record is from RefSeq and is a predicted model, not a curated record. Bases 536 to 1378 code for a protein of 280 amino acids. The transcript is spliced from 3 exons. NCBI's taxonomy places the organism in Eukaryota, Metazoa, Arthropoda, Insecta, Diptera, Calliphoridae.